ACUCCUGCAGAGAGAAGAACUCGUGAUCUUGGUGGUAACAGUGUCACAAGUCCUCAGAAAAGAACCAGAAACAACUCCGAGGUGACCGCAGAGGCCAGUCCACGAAAGUCGAGUCGCCUGGCGAGUGCAGCUCCAGUUGAGGCUAGUCCACGAAAAUCCACACGAGUGACGAGCACUCCACAGAAAACUGACCCUAUAAUGUCCAGCCCCAGAAAGCACGCCAGAAUGACCAAUGUAGGCACCCCAGAGGGUAGUCCAAGGAAUUCAAGCCGCCUGGAAAAUAUUUCUCAGAAAGGUGCUAGCAAAACUGAAAGCCCCAGAAAGGCAGCAAAGCCAGUCAUCUCUACACCCACAUCAAGACCGGCUAAAGGUGAGAGCCCGAGGAAAACUGCUAAAGAUCAGACCACGGCUCAACAGAGCAAACCAAAAACUGCCAAAACAGAAAGCAACACACCUCGGAAAACUGCCAGUUCCAAACUCAAAGUUCCUCAGGAGCCGGUGAGUCUGCAGCCGUUGCAUGUCUUGCAGUGUCACAGUCGACAGGACAGUCCUGAGGACUUCAGCACUCAGCUUUGGGCCUGUGCCUUUGAGCCCCCACAGGAAUGCAGUGGUGGUGGUGAGCACUAUCAA
Messenger RNA from Sinocyclocheilus rhinocerous, 630 nucleotides. Its product is annotated as leucine-rich repeat and WD repeat-containing protein 1-like. The transcript has 2 exons. The record is from RefSeq and is a predicted model, not a curated record. Gene Ontology annotation, cellular component: nuclear origin of replication recognition complex. The annotation marks the transcript as partial. Lineage: Eukaryota; Metazoa; Chordata; Actinopteri; Cypriniformes; Cyprinidae. Gene Ontology annotation, biological process: chromatin organization; establishment of protein localization to chromatin. Gene Ontology annotation, molecular function: chromatin binding.